Molecule: messenger RNA, 483 nt
Organism: Microthlaspi erraticum
Lineage: Eukaryota; Viridiplantae; Streptophyta; Magnoliopsida; Brassicales; Brassicaceae
Source: the annotation of a GenBank genome assembly
AUGGAUUUCAUCAAGACCAGUUCCCUGCGUGCUCUGAUUGAGUUAACUUUCCAACGCAACUGGAAUGGCCUCAUUUGGAUGAGUAGAAAAGGAGUUACAACCAAAAGAGUGAAGACUGUCCAGACGGCUCUAUCGAGAAUCAGCGCCCAAACCGCGCAUAGCGGCCGGCCGAGUACGCAUCACGACCCGGGAAGCGAUGUCCUCACGCCAUGCCGCGCACGACCAUGCCACGCGAGCCGGGAAAACCUCGCGGCCGCGCAACCUUCUCGCGUACCACGGCCGAUGCGCCGUCCGAGCCGGGAAAGCUACGUCCCGUCCGGCCGAGAAACAUCGGCCAAUCCUUCACCCGUCCGACCACAGCGGCGACCGCGAAUCAUCCGGCCACGACCGUUCCGAUCGUCCGACCACGACCACACCCGAUCAUCCGGCCGAUCGUCCCGACCGACCGUCCGAACGCCGCGGUCGACCCGAAGCCCGUUUUGA